Messenger RNA from Astyanax mexicanus (Mexican tetra), 1318 nucleotides. RefSeq names its product PYD and CARD domain containing (gene pycard). Lineage: Eukaryota; Metazoa; Chordata; Actinopteri; Characiformes; Acestrorhamphidae. Bases 220 to 669 code for a protein of 149 amino acids. The transcript is spliced from 4 exons. The record is from RefSeq and is a predicted model, not a curated record.
CCAAUGGAUUUUUUUGCAGUGUAGCUUAAUCCAGAUCUGAGAAAGUUGAAGGUUUUAAAGGUUUAAAAGGUUUAAAAGUCAGUUGAAGGCUAAUAUUAAGCUAAAGCUGCUUUAAGGGGAAGAGAAGCUGUGUAGAAAAAAAUGUCAGUUUUUUACUGAACUAAAGAGCCUUCUUCCCGUUUCCUGUCUCCAGCGUAGACGACUGUGCCGCUCUGAAAAAUGUCCAGCUCUAUAAGGGACCUCCUGCUGGAGGCUCUGGAGGAUCUGGACUCUCAGCAGUUUAAAGCCUUCACCUGGAAGCUGACGGACUCUGAGCUGGAUCUCCGAAUCCCGCGGGGGGUGGUGGAAGGGAGGGACCGGGUGGACAUUGUUAAUCUUCUGAUAGGAAGUUUCACAGAGAACAGAGCCCUGGAGAUCACCCUGCAACUACUGAAGAUCAUCAGAGCCAAUCAGGUAGCGGAGGAUCUGGAGACUGGAGCUCGAGUACGUGGACUCUGUGCUGCUGGAGGAGGUGGACCAUCCGGUGUUUCGACUCCAGCUUAUGAUGCUUUAAAAAAAGCCGCCUUCAUCGAUGAUAAGUGGGUGGAGCUCGUGCAGAGAGCCACUGGGGUGGAGGCUGUCCUGGACGUUCUCCUGAGCAGUACAGUGAAAUCUGCUCUGAGAGGAUAGCUCAGAGGAUGAUGCAGCGUCUGAUUCGUGAAGCAUUAAGAGCGAGUGGUGAUUCCGGGAAGAGCGUCCUGUACGACGUCCUGAUGGCCCUGCAGCCCUACAUGAUGAAGGACCUGGGGGCUUCCUGAGAAAACCUCAACCUCAACCUGAACACUGAAAAAAAAUUACUUUAAAAAAGUUUCGCAACUUUCUGCAUUUUCUUUUUUAAAAUAAAUUUAAUUUCAGAUAAAUUUAAGUAACUUCAACUCGGUUUCAAGACUUAAAUAGAGUUACACAGAGUAAAUAAGAGAACUGAACUUCAGUCAAUCCUUUCUUUUAGUAAACUUUACUUUAUUUAUUUUUACUGAAUCAAUCCUUUCUUUUAGUAAACUUUACUUCAUUUAUUUUUACUGAAUCAAUCCUUUCUUUUAGUAAACUUUACUUCAUUUAUUUUUACUGAAUCAAUCCUUUCUUUUAGUAAACUUUACUUCAUUUAUUUUUACUGAAUCAAUCCUUUCUUUUAGUAAACUUUACUUCAUUUAUUUUUACUGAAUCAAUCCUUUCUUUUAGUAACUUUACUUCAUUUAUUUUUACUGAAUCAAUCCUUUCUUUUAGUAAACUUUACUUCAUUUAUUUUUACUGAAUCAAUCCUUUCUUUUAGUAAACUUUA